Molecule: messenger RNA, 1507 nt
Organism: Phyllopteryx taeniolatus (common seadragon)
Lineage: Eukaryota; Metazoa; Chordata; Actinopteri; Syngnathiformes; Syngnathidae
Exons: 6
Coding region: 196-528 (110 amino acids)
Source: RefSeq, a predicted model, not a curated record
CUUUGCUUCCAGGGUGCAGCGGUCUGGACUUUGUGCAUUCAGUUUACGACACAGCUGCUUGGCUUGACUCUGGUACUGCUGGAGGUCUCUUCCUGACUGGCAAGGACAACAUUGCAUUCGAAAGCUCAGAGAACGUCAAAUACUUGACUGUGAUGCUCGGGGGUGAGGAAGAGCAAGGCUGAGGAGGAGGAGGAGAUGGGCUGCACCUCCGCCAAGCAGGUGUCUGCAGUUCCCAACAGUGAAGAGGACCAGAGCAAAGCUCACAGCAAUGGAGACCUCUUCUCGGAUGAGUACAAGAUGAAAGGAGUGGAGAAAGUCAAGUACAUCAGUGGCGAAGAGGCAGGAGUGGACGGCCAGGACAGCACUGAGAAAAGCGCUUUACUUGGAAAAAAUCAACUCAUGGAUGAAACAGAUGGAAAGAUACUGAGUAUUCAUUCCUCAGAGAGCCAGCAAGAAUUCUUCAGGAUGCUUGAUGAGAAAAUUGAAAAGGGCAGGGACUACUGCUCAGAGGAAGAAGACAUGACAUAGCACCAUGCUCAAGCAUCCAUCCGCCAUCAGAUGGCAAAGAUGCCAGUAUUUGAAUGGUCAGUACCAUUACACCCGUCCAAAGGGGAGAAGGACAAUACUGAGCAACUUCUCGCCUUCCUGCUCUUUACGAAGCUCCUUCUUGUCUAAUCCAACGACCUAAAAGCAAAGACGGUGGACGAGAGGACUUCGGUUCAGUCUAUUUUAUUGAAAAGCCAUCACAGGAUGUCAGGGAUUUGGGGAUCAAGAGGAACUCUUCCCUGCUUGGAAGUCAAUAUACAUGGUUGGACGUUUAUGACAAGUCAGAAAAUUGGGCUUCAUGCAUGAAUGUUUCUUAUUUUUCACUUAUUUAUAGAGAAAAAUAAGAUGCAUAUUAUACUACGACCUAAAUUUGAUACAAAAUUUAUACAAAAUACAUCCAGUGUCACAGUAAUGUUCCUUGAAAUGGAUUGAUAGGUUUGAUUGAACUGAAUUUCUUUGCCUUGAGUCAUGUUUUCAUGAUUUGCUUUUUCAUUGAUAGUUUUAAAUUAGCUUCAGAUGAAGCUUGCGGAUUAAAAGAAACAACACAAAAAAGACAACAAUUGAAUUAGUUGUACGUACAAUUACAGAGUAAUACUAUCCGCACAGAUGUUUCAUGCAUGAGGCCCACUCUCUCUAUCUGGCUCCCUGAAAGUCACCAGGUUGGCUUCUGAAUUCCAGAAAACAGUAUGAAUCUCUUUUCUACAAUUUCUGGGCCAAAUCUAAACGUCGGCCAACAUUUAUUUGUAAUAUAUUUAUGUGAAACAAGGCUCAGGGUUGCUUCCUGUCAUCACUGCACAUUAAGACACUUGCACGCACUCACACGAUCGGCUUUCUAUGUAAUGACCCGCUUGGGUGAAGUCACGCAUUAGUCGGAGUCUGUAUUCCACUCACCAGUGUUACUGUGCAAGUCUAUGUUGGUCUUCUGUUUUUCUAAAAAAAAAUAAAAGUGGUUUUAAACUUA